Molecule: messenger RNA, 1967 nt
Organism: Arachis ipaensis
Lineage: Eukaryota; Viridiplantae; Streptophyta; Magnoliopsida; Fabales; Fabaceae
Product: putative inactive receptor kinase At5g53320
Biological process (GO): protein phosphorylation
Molecular function (GO): protein kinase activity; ATP binding
Source: RefSeq, a predicted model, not a curated record
GGAAGAACGAAGACAAUAAAUGAGUAAACCGAGUAGUCAUGUCUCAGACGCGUUGACCGAGUAAAGCGACUUAGCAUAACUUCUGCACUUCGUUGAUACCGAGAGGUAGAGCGAGUUAUGGCGGCAUCAUUGGUAGGAGGAGCUGCCAUAGGAGCUGUGUUUGGAGAACUCCUGAAAGCAGUUAUAGAUAUGAAAGACAGAGCUGUUAUGUUCAAACCAACCUUAGCAUACCUCAGAACAACGUUAACGGCGAUUGAUCCGGUGAUCAAGGAGAUAGAACAACAAAACAACGAACUGGGUCGCGCGAACGCCGAGCUAGAGUUGUUGAUCAAGGAAAUGGAAGAAGGCACAAAGCUUGUUUACAAGUGUUCCAAAAUCCACAAGCUGAAUUUUCCAGCUAGGAUUCGGUACCAAGAACAAUUGGUAGCACUGGUGGAGUCUCUGGUGAGGUUCUUUAUCAUUGAUAUGCAGGCUCAGAACGCAAGAGAUUUGAAAGAGACGUUGAUGAAGGUUAGAAGAAUACAUAGUGCGGUUAAUAAGAUGCAAUCGAAUAGCAAUGAAGAAACUACUGCUGGUGGUGGUUCAGUUUCUGAAUCUGAUUCUGCUAACGUACCUGUGGAGUUGAAUCAGAUAGAUGUAAAUGAUGAGACUACUGUCACAAUUCAGCAGCAAAAUGAUGAGAAUGUAACGGAAAUAACUAACUCUGUUUCGGAAAUCACAGUCCAGUUGGAGACCCUUCGGAAUGAUUCUGUUGAGCAAGUCAUGGAAGAUGGCACUAGACUCUUACACAUUGCUAGCCAAACUAAAGAAGAGGCAAAUAAUAGUCAAGAAGAAAAGCAGUUGACGGUUGUCAAAUCCUAUGAUCAAUCAUAUACAGAUCAGAAGAGAUUCAUGGGUAUAUGUCUGCCUACAACACCAAUUCGACGUAAGAAAAGUGGUGGAAAAUUCACUUUUGUUGAAGGGUGUCCUUACAAAUUUGAUAUUGAGGAUUUGUUGAGAGGUUCUGCUGAAGUUCUUGGACAUACAAGUUAUGCAACUACCUACACCACAGAGAUGAAGAAUGGCGUAACACUAGUUAUAAAGAGAUUAAAAGAUGUGGUGGUAGACAAGCAAGAAUUUGAACAGAAGAUAAAGAUUGUGCAAAGAAUUUCUCAGCACCCAAAUGUUCUGUCUCCUCUUGCCUGCUAUUGUUCCAAUGAUGAAAAUCUACUGAUUUAUGAGUACAUGCCAACAGGCAGCUUUUCGAAGCUAUUGCAUGAAACAUCCGAAGAUAGAGAUGUCCCAUUAGAUUGGAAUUCAAGAAUGAAGAUUUCACUUGGAGUUGCCAAGGGUCUUGCUCACAUCCACUCUCUCGAAGGAGGAACUUAUGUCCAUGGCAAUGUAAGAUCAUCAAAUGUGCUUGUCACAAAUGAUCAUCAAGGUUGCAUAUCAGAUCUCUCAAUGGCGUAUUCACUAAGUAACUCCUUCGACCAAUUUAGAAAAACAGGUUACCAACAAAACGAAGGCUGGUGGUUGGAAGCAAUGAAGGAAGAACUGACCCCCCAAAAAUGUGAUGUGUAUAGCUUUGGUGUACUUCUUUUUGAGAUGCUAACAGGAAGAGUGCCAUCAGAGUAUAAUGAUCUACCAACACAUGUUAAGGAUCUUGCUAUUGACGGCUUUCCUGUGUAUGAUAGUGCAAUUAGUCAAAUUUAUAAAAAGUAUGCCAGGAAGAUGAGGGAACUGGCAGAGAAAUGUACGUUUCAACGGAAAGAAAUACCAUCCAUGGCUAGUGUUGUUAGGGAAAUGGAAGAAAUAAGAGCACUUUAUUAAAUCCAAUAAAGGUAAGUUGUUUGGCACAAUAAUCUUUGGAAUAGUCAUGUUUCGGUUCAUGCAAUUAGAGUCUUCUGACAAUCUCUAAUUGCAAUAUAUCUGUUAUAUAAUGUUUUAUAUGUCAAUCAAUAUCACAUAAACUUAUUUUGUUGUGUUAA